Cervus elaphus (red deer) is the source of this 2578-nucleotide messenger RNA. RefSeq names its product T-box transcription factor 19 (gene TBX19). Gene Ontology annotation, molecular function: DNA-binding transcription factor activity, RNA polymerase II-specific; RNA polymerase II cis-regulatory region sequence-specific DNA binding. Lineage: Eukaryota; Metazoa; Chordata; Mammalia; Artiodactyla; Cervidae. The transcript has 8 exons. Gene Ontology annotation, biological process: positive regulation of DNA-templated transcription; regulation of transcription by RNA polymerase II; cell fate specification. Bases 212 to 1546 code for a protein of 444 amino acids. The record is from RefSeq and is a predicted model, not a curated record. Gene Ontology annotation, cellular component: nucleus.
CCCCAACUAAAGCUUAACAGGUUGGUGGUAUAAUUUGUAGACUUUCAGGGUGUCAUGCUAGGAGCUUAGGCAAGAGACUAGGCAUUUCUUCCCCAGCUUCCCAGGCACUGUCCAGCUGGAUUCGAAAGGCAGGCAAGCGACAGGAGGAAAGAGGUGGAAGCCGGCAAAGUAACUACUGUUUCUCAGCAAAGUUUGAGAGGGGCCUGUGGCCAUGAGUGAGUUGGACACUCAGAAGACCUGUGAUGGAACUGUUUCUCGUCUGCUCAAUGUGGUGGAAAGUGAGCUUCAGGCAGGGAGGGAAAAAGGCGACCCUACAGAGAAGCAACUUCAGAUCAUUCUGGAGGAUGCCCCUCUCUGGCAGAGGUUCAAGGAAGUCACUAACGAAAUGAUCGUGACCAAGAAUGGCAGACGGAUGUUCCCAGUCCUAAAGAUUAGCAUCACAGGGCUGGACCCCAAUGCCAUGUACUCACUCCUUCUGGACUUUGUCCCAAUGGACAGUCAUCGCUGGAAGUACGUCAAUGGAGAAUGGGUACCUGCAGGCAAGCCAGAGGUCUCCAGCCACAGCUGUGUCUACAUCCACCCAGACUCCCCCAACUUCGGUGCCCACUGGAUGAAGGCCCCCAUCUCCUUCAGCAAGGUGAAGCUGACCAAUAAGCUCAACGGAGGUGGGCAGAUAAUGUUGAAUUCUCUGCAUAAAUAUGAACCCCAGGUUCACAUAGUGCGUGUUGGAGAUGCCCAUCGAAUGGUGAUGAACUGCUCCUUCCCUGAAACCCAGUUCAUAGCUGUGACUGCCUAUCAGAAUGAGGAGAUAACAGCUCUCAAAAUCAAGUACAACCCUUUUGCCAAAGCCUUCUUGGAUGCUAAGGAAAGGAACCACCUCAAGGAUAUUCCAGAAGCUAUGUCUGAGAGCCAGCAUGUGACCUAUUCUCACUUGGGAGGCUGGAUCUUUUCCAAUCCGGAUGGAGUGUGUACAGCAGGAAAUGCCAAUUACCAGUAUGCCACUCCGUUGCCUCUGUCUGCUCCCCACACCCACCACGGCUGUGAGCACUAUCCUGGCAUCCGAGGACACCACCGGCAGGCUCCCUACCCUUCUGCAUACGUGCACAGAAAUCAUUCUCCCUCAGUGAAUUUGAUAGAAAGCUCCAGCAAUAACCUGCAAGUUUUCUCUGGAGCUGACAACUGGACUUCCUUAUCCUCCACACCCCACGCCAGCAUCCUGUCUGUACCCCAUACCAGUGGACCAGUCAAUCCAGGGCCUAGCCCAUAUCCAUGCCUGUGGACCAUCAACAACAGUGGCGGGGGCCCUGCCGGGUCGGGCUCAGAGGUGCAUGCCAACUCCCCGGGAGCGUUUCUCCUGGGUAACCCAGCUGUGACUUCACCUGUCUCCACCCAGACACCCACUUCGGUUAGUGUGGAGGUUCUGGGGGAGCCCUCGCUGACCAGCAUCGCCAUGUCCACCUGGACAGCAGUGGCUUCACAUUCCUUUACAGGCUGGGGUAGCCCAGGUAGGGGUGGGCGCCAUUUUCCCUCCUCACUGGAUAGUUAAGCAGGAUCCUAAUGAAGGUGUCAGUAGAGAAUCUGUUAGGUGUAGAGCUCUUAGAAGAACCACCUACCGAUCCCAGUGGGUCAGACUGCAGAGUCUCCCCACCCGAUGAAGUGGGUUGUAGCAGAAGCCUCCUAGGAAAUGGUUUGGUUUAGAUGAUGCUAAUUUUGUCACCUGCAUCUCUCUACCAUUUUCUCUUUGUGCUCCCAUUUUUUCCUGCAGCUUAUCCAUGCCAUGCCUAGGCAACAAAAGUUCAUUGAGUACCUUCCUUGUGCCCUGACCCUUACUCUCAAAUGAUUCUAGAAGGCUGCCCCUUCUGUUCUGUGGACAUAGUGUAAAGCUGGUAAGUGAGCUCAAAAUUUACCUAGCCUAAGGCUUCUGCAUUGUAACUUUGUACAGUCUUAAAGGUAUGUGUAGCCACAGAGCUUCUGCUUUGAGACCAAGAGAGGGUGUAAGUCCAUGGAGUGAAGUUAACAGAAGUAGAGUUAAUUGCAUGUUAUAGCACUGGGAAUUGAGGAAAUGAAAUCAUGUUGCUCCUUGGCUCAGAAACCUUGGAUGACUCACCAUCACCUACAGAUCAACGUUGAUCUCCUCUGCCAUCUGCCCUCAAAACAUUUGUCUAGCUUUAGCUCCCAGUUACCCCAUUAGCACCCUCUAUUUCAGUCAAGGCACACAUUCUGCCUCUAUCUUUUGAACAGUGUUCUUUCCCACCUCUGUACCUUCUCUCCUGCCUGAAAUUCCCUUCUCUGCUCAGUUCCACCUGUGUGAAUCUUGCUUAUCUCCCAUGGACUGACCAGAGCACCACCCGCUGCAUCAAACAUUUGACCUGCCUGGGUUCCCUGCCUUCCCACUGGUUUCGCCUGUUGUAGAGCUCAUCUCAUGCUGCCUUGUAUUUUUGGUACCCAUGUCUCUCUUCCACUAGACUGUGAGCCCCUUGAGGGUGAGGCCCGGCCUUCUCUUCUCUGUUCCCCACAGCAGCACCCGGUUCUGUGCCUUGCCUAUAGGAGGUGCCCAAUAAACACUGGCUGAACUGAA